AUGAGCAGGCACACGUGGUUCCCUCUGCAGUACAUCUCCAAGCCCUUCUGGAGAGCAGAGAAUCACACCGGCACCAGCUUCCUCUCCGCACGGUACAGCUUCCCAAAUCAGUCCUUCUUCCACAGUGAUUUGGACCUGGAGGACUUGGGAGACUUUGACAGUGAGACGAAAUACGAGGGCGAAUCCCAGAGCAGGACGGUGCAGGCGCUGCUGAUCAUAGCUUACUCAGUGAUCAUCUGCAUCUCACUCUUUGGAAACACCCUGGUGUGCCAUGUGGUGAUCAAGAACAAGAGGAUGCACUCUGCCACCAGCCUCUUCAUCAUCAACCUGGCCGUGGCCGAUGUGAUGAUCACUGUCCUCAACACCCCCUUCACGCUGGUGCGGUUUGUAAGCAGCACGUGGGUCUUUGGAAAGCUGAUGUGUCACAUCAGCCGGUUUGUGCAGUACUGUUCUGUCCAUGUGUCUGUACUGACCCUCGCUGCCAUCGCUCUGGAUCGUCACCAGGUUAUCAUGCACCCUCUCAAGCCGCGCAUGUCCAUGGUGAAAGGAGGGAUUUGCAUCAUUAUCAUCUGGGUUAUGGCCAGCUGCUUCUCACUGCCUCAUGCCAUCUAUCAGACCUUGACAAGGUUUUACAUCGGGAACAGAACAAUACGAACGGUUUGCCUCCCCAGCUUCCCUCCUCCUGCUGACCUUUUCUGGAAGUAUUUGGACUUGACUACAUUUGUUCUCCUGUAUGUUCUGCCCUUGCUUGUGAUCUCCAUUACCUAUACCAUCGUGGCUAAGAAGCUCUGGCUGAGAAAUGCCAUUGGAGACAUCACUAUGGAGCAGUACUACGCCCAUCAGAGGAAGAAGAAGAUGACGCUGAAGAUGCUGAUGGUGGUGGUGAUUGUGUUUGCAGUCUGCUGGUUUCCCCUGAACUGCUACGUGGUGCUGAUCUCCUGCAGGGCCAUCCACAGCAGCAAUGCUCUGUACUUUGCUUUCCACUGGUUUGCCAUGAGCAGCACUUGCUACAAUCCCUUCAUUUACUGUUGGCUGAACGAGAAUUUCAGGUCUGAGCUGAAGUCCCUGCUGUGUGCAUGCCAGCGGAGGAGCGCAGCACAGAGCCAUGCCCUGCAGUCCAUCUCCCCUCCAUUCAGGCCCACUUGGCUCGAGAGCUGCCAGUACAAGAGAGGCAGCACCUGCCAGAAAACGGCAUCAUCCCAAAGGAAUUCUGCCAAGACAGACAUAUCCAGCGUUCGGCCAAUUGUGGCAGAGCACUGA
Molecule: messenger RNA, 1260 nt
Organism: Centrocercus urophasianus (Greater sage-grouse)
Lineage: Eukaryota; Metazoa; Chordata; Aves; Galliformes; Phasianidae
Product: probable G-protein coupled receptor 83
Exons: 4
Coding region: 1-1260 (419 amino acids)
Biological process (GO): neuropeptide signaling pathway
Cellular component (GO): membrane
Molecular function (GO): neuropeptide Y receptor activity
Source: RefSeq, a predicted model, not a curated record